AUGAAAUCAACAGUUCGGACUCAAAACAAUCAAUACAGGACCUCAGCACUCCCAGGAUUGAAUGGAAAUAGAGGACAACGUCAUGUUUCGGCUGAAGAAGUUCAAGCUUUGAAACUUAAAAUUCAAAAGAUGGAACAAGAGAAGUUACAACUGAAAUCGCGUGUUGUUCGAAUGAAGCAGAUAUUGAAUGAAAGAAAUGCAACAAUUGAAAAAGUUUUUAAAGAUACAACGUCUGAAAAUCAAAAAAUUCAAACAGCUAGCAAAUCACAGAUUGAUCGCCUUCAAGAUACAGUAAAUGUAUUACAAAAUAUCUUGCAAGCCAAGAAAGCUGAACUUGAAAAAAUGGUUACAUCCGAUAGAUUUGCAGUUUCUGAUGAAUUGCAAACUGAAGUUAAAAUUUAUUACCUCGAACAUCAAAGAUUACUUAAACAAGCUAGAGCUGUUCGUGAAGGUGAGAAAAUUGUUUCUACAGAGCUAAACAGAGUCAGAAAUGAAAUUAAUGAUCGUGAUAAUCAUAACAUGGCCAUUGGUAGCCUACAACAAGAUUUAGCAUCAAUUGUAGAUAAGCUCGUUUCAUAUAGAAAAUCCGAAGUUAAGCUUCAAAAUGAGGAAGUAGCGUUUAAUUUCCUUCAAGAAGACCCAGAGACAGCAACAGAUAAGUUCCAGCAAGAAAUUGAAGAUAUACAGAAAGAAUCCGAAGCAGCUCAAGAAGAAAUAAACCAAAUCGAAGAAAGUGAAGAUGAAAUGGUUGAGAAUCUUCAAAAAGUCAUAUUCGACCAAUCAGAUAAGAUCAAUGUUAUCAUUCAACAGCUUAAUGGUAUUGAACCAGAAGAGGAAGAAGAACAUGCAGAAGAAGAAACCAAAAACGAAAAUGACAAUGAGAAGAAACAAACAGAGGAAGAAGAGCACCAUGAAGAAAACAAACAAGAUGAAACAAAGGCAGAAGAAGUGGAAGAAACUAAAGAAGUCAAUAGUACAGAAUUAAAGGAGCCAGUAAAGAAAUUGAUCCUUGGAGAAAGAGGUGAUAAUCGCGGUACAUUUAUGACAAACGAUGGAACACCAAUGAAGACAUUGGCUUAA
Molecule: messenger RNA, 1080 nt
Organism: Trichomonas vaginalis G3
Lineage: Eukaryota; Parabasalia; Trichomonadida; Trichomonadidae
Exons: 1
Coding region: 1-1080 (359 amino acids)
Source: RefSeq, a predicted model, not a curated record